Agelaius phoeniceus (red-winged blackbird) is the source of this 3024-nucleotide messenger RNA. The record is from RefSeq and is a predicted model, not a curated record. NCBI's taxonomy places the organism in Eukaryota, Metazoa, Chordata, Aves, Passeriformes, Icteridae.
AUGGCGUUGGUCCCCGCCCGGGUGUCCCCAGGCUCGGUGUCGGUGAACAGUCGCAGCACGCCCUUCCUGGCCAGCGGUGACCGGGACGUUCUGGACGUGGGGGCCGAGCUGUACCUGGGGGGGCUCCCCGAGGCCCGGCCGGGCCCCCCCGCGCCCCCCGAGCUCUGGGCCGCGGGGCUGCGCCUCGGCUUCGUGGGCUGUGUGCGGGACCUGUUCGUGGACGGGCGGAGCCGCGACGUGCGGGCGCUCCUGGCCUCGGGGGGGGCUCCGGGGGUGGCCCCGCUCUGUGCCAGGGACCCCCCCCGGCUGUGCGCCAGCGCCCCCUGUCGCAACGGGGGCACGUGUCGCGAGGGAUGGAACCGAUUCGUGUGCGACUGCCGCGGCACCGGGUACCUGGGGCCGCGCUGCGAGACAGAGGCGGCGGUGCUGAGCUAUGAUGGCAGCAUGUACCUGAAGGUGCAGGUGCCGGGCGAGCAGACGGAGGCCGAGGACGUCUCCCUGCGCUUCAUGUCCCCCCGAGCCUUCGGCCUCGUCCUGGCCACCACCUCGCGCCACUCGGCCGACACCCUGCGCCUCGAGCUGGACGGGGGGCGCAUGAAGCUCACCCUCAACCUGGACUGUGUCCGCGUGGGCUGUCACCCCAGCAAGGGCCCCGAGACGCUGUUUGCGGGGCAGCGGCUGGAUGACAACGAGUGGCACUCGGUGCGGGUGGCCCGGCGCGGGCGCAGCCUCCAGCUCGCCGUGGACAACGUCACCGUCGAAGGACAGCUGUCGGGCUCUCACACCCGCCUGGAGUUCCACAACAUCGAGACCGGCAUCGUCACCGAGCGCCGCUUCCUGGCCGUUGUCCCGUCCAACUUCCUGGGCCACCUGAGCGGGCUGGUCUUCAACGGGCUGCCCUACCUGGACCUGUGCCGCGACGGCGACAUCAGCUCCUGCGAGCUCAACGCCCGCUUCGGCCGCCGCGCCAUCGUGGCCGACCCGGUGGCCUUCGGGGGCCGUGGCUCCUACGUGGCGCUGGCCACGCUCCAGGCCUUCUCCUCCUUCCACCUCUUCUUCCAGUUCAAGACCACGGCGCCCGACGGCCUCAUCCUCUUCAACGGCGGCAGCGGCUCCGACUUCCUGGUGGUCGAGCUGGUCAAGGGGUACAUCCACUACGUGUUCGACCUGGGCGAGGGCCCCUCGCUCAUGAAGGGCAACUCGGAGCAGCCGCUGCACGACGGGCGCUGGCACGAGGUGGCCGUGGCACGGGAGGGGGGGGGCCUGCACGGGCUGCGCGUGGACGGGAGACCCGUGACCCAGCACGGGCAGGGCGCCCGCGGGCUGCAGCUCAAGGGUGAGCUGUACGUCGGGGGGGUCAGCCCGGGGCUCCUGGGGCGCCUCCCGCGCCUCGUGGCCUCCCGGGGGGGCUUCCGGGGCUGCUUGGCCUCGCUGGACCUGAACGGGCGCCUGCCCGACCUGCGGGACGCCCUGAGACGCGUGGGGGACGUGAGGAGGGGCUGCGACGGCCCCAGCACGACGUGCGCCGAGGACUCGUGUGCCCACGGGGGCGUUUGCCUGCAGCAGUGGGACGGCUUCACCUGCGACUGCAGCAUGACGGCCUUCGGGGGGGCCGGCUGUGCCGAGCCGGGCACCACGUACAUUUUCGGCAAGGGGGGGGCCCUGAUCACCUACACGUGGCCCCCCAAUGACCGGCCCAGCACCCGCGCUGACCGCCUGGCCCUGGGCUUCAGCACCCGGCAGCGCGACGCGGUGCUGCUGCGCGUGGAGAGCGCGGCCGGCCUCGGCGACUUCCUGCAGCUCCACAUUGUGCAGGGGGCCGUGGGGGUCCUGUUCAACGUGGGCACCGAGGACAUUGCGCUGGAGGAGGGGGGGGCGGCCGUCAGCGAUGGGCGCUUCCACGUCGUCCGCUUCACGCGCAGCGGCGGCAACGCCACGCUCCAGGUGGACGGCGGCCCCCUGCACGAGCGCUACCCGCCAGGCAGCGGGGACAGCGAGCGGCUGGCGCUGGCGCGGCAGCGCAUCCCCUUCCGCCUGGGGCGGGUGGUCGAUGAGUGGCUGCUCGACAAAGGCCGGCAGCUGACCAUCUUCAACAGCCAAGCGCGCGUGCGGGUGGGGGGCCGGGACCGCGGCCGCCCCUUCCAGGGGCAGCUCUCGGGGCUCUACUACAACGGGCUGAAGCUGCUGGCGCUGGCGGCCGAGGGACACCCCCGCGUGCGGCUUGAGGGGGACCUGCGGCUCGUGGGGGACCCCCCCCCCGCCCCCGCGCCCCCCGGCGCCACCCCCGCGCCCCCCGACAUGGCCACCACCAUCAUGGAGACCACCACCACCAUGGCCACGACCACCACCCGCCGCGGGCGCUCGCCCACCCUGCGCGACACCGUCGCCCAGAACACGGACGAUCUCCUGGUGGCCUCGGCCGAGUGUCCGAGCGAUGACGAGGACCUGGAGGAGUGUGAGCCGGGCACAGCCGCGCCCGGAGCGGUGGAGGUGGUGCGGGAGGCGGGCGGCACCACCGGCAUGGUGGUGGGCAUCGUGGCGGCCGCCGCGCUCUGCAUCCUCAUCCUCCUCUACGCCAUGUACAAGUACCGCAACCGCGACGAGGGCUCCUACCAGGUGGACCAGAGCCGCCACUACAUCGGGGCCGCCCCCGCCGCGCCCGGGGGGGGCCCGGGAGGGGCUCCCGGGGCCGCGUCCCCGACCCCCGCCCGCCGGGACCCCAAGGAGAAGGCGGCGGGCCGCGCCCCCCAAGGCGCCGGGCAAAGGGCGGCGCAACAAGGACAAGGAGUAUUACGUCCGCCCCGAAUCCCUCCGAGCCCCCCCGGGCCGCCCCCCCCGCCGCGCACAGAGGAAUACACGGUUCUAUACUUCGUACAGCGGCUCCGCCUCUUCCUGCGCCGCCCCCGGGACCCCCCGAAUGCGCCGGGACCCCCCCAACCUCCCCCCGCGGAGGGGUCCCAGCCCUCCCCUCCGCCAGGGGGCGCCUCCCCGCCUCUCCCGGGCCCCGCCCUCACAAUGACGUAA